Myotis davidii is the source of this 2952-nucleotide messenger RNA. It is a transcript of the gene RASAL1, whose product is annotated as RAS protein activator like 1 (GAP1 like). The transcript is spliced from 20 exons. The coding region runs from base 197 to 2545 and encodes 782 amino acids. Gene Ontology annotation, biological process: regulation of GTPase activity; intracellular signal transduction. NCBI's taxonomy places the organism in Eukaryota, Metazoa, Chordata, Mammalia, Chiroptera, Vespertilionidae. The record is from RefSeq and is a predicted model, not a curated record.
ACCGAUCCUUUCUCCUCCUUCGGAAACCUCCCGCCCAGCUCCCCGCGUCUCGGACAGGAGGCGCUGGGACCCCGGGACAGGGCGCCAGGCUUGCAGCUGGUGACAUGUAGAUUCCUUUCUCUGCCACCCCCCUUCCCCGCGGUCCAGCCUCGGAACCCGGGCGCCCUCCCGCCCUGAAAGUUUGGGGUUGGGCGCCAUGGCCAAGAUCAGCUCCCUGAAUGUCCGCGUGGUGGAGGGCCGGGCGCUGCCCGCCAAGGACGUGUCUGGGAGCAGUGACCCCUACUGCAUCGUGAAAGUGGACGACGAGGUGGUGGCCAGGACAGCAACUGUCUGGCGGAGCCUGAGCCCCUUCUGGGGGGAGGAGUACACGGUGCACCUGCCCCUGGAUUUCCACCAUCUGGCCUUCUAUGUGCUGGACGAGGAUACGGUCGGGCAUGACGACAUCAUCGGCAAGAUCUCGCUGAGCAGGGAGGCAAUUGCCGCUGACCCCCGAGGAAUUGACAGCUGGAUUAACCUGAGCCCCGUGGACCCAGAUGCCGAGGUGCAAGGUGAGAUCUACCUGGCUGUGCAGAUGCUGGAAGGUGUGCAGGGCCGCUGUCUUCGCUGCCAUGUGCUCAAGGCCAGGGACCUGGCCCCCCGAGACAUCUCCGGCACAUCUGACCCAUUCGCGCGUGUAUUUUGGGGCAGCCAGAGCCUGGAGCCGCAGACCAUCAAGAAGACUCGCUUCCCACACUGGGAUGAGGUGCUGGAGCUGCGGGAGAUGCCGGGCGCCCCCUCCCCACUGCGGGUGGAGCUCUGGGACUGGGACAUGGUGGGCAAGAACGACUUCUUGGGCAUGGUGGAGUUCCCCCCGAAGGUCCUGCAGCAGAACCCACCCAACGGCUGGUUCCGUCUCCUGCCCUUUCCCAGAGCUGAGGAGGAUUCUGGGGGGAGCCUGGGUGCCCUGCGGCUGAAGGUGCGCCUCCUGGAGGACCGCGUGCUGCCCUCACGGUGCUACCGGCCCUGGCCGCCCCGCUUCGGGGAAAUCUGUCUGAGCUGCCCCGGAGAGGACGUCUCCAGCCCCCUGGCCGUGCUGGAGGAGCUGACCUCGGGGGACUGCCGCCAGGACCUUGCCACCAAGCUGGCGAAGCUGUUCCUUGGCCAGGGUCUGGCUGGGCCCUUUCUGGACUAUCUCACCCGGCGGGAGUUGGCGCGGACCACCGACCCCAACACCCUCUUCCGUUCUAACUCCCUGGCCUCCAAGUCCAUGGAGCAGUUCAUGAAGGGACUGGGCUCUGAGACAGUCCCUCUGCCCCACCCCGCCAGGAGGCUUUCCUUCAAGGGCACGUCCUCAGAGGAGCACGUGCGGGAGGCCAGCCUGGGGCUGCUGAUGGGCUACCUGGGGCCUAUCGUGGACGCCAUCGUGGGCUCCGUGGGGCGCUGCCCGCCUGCCAUGCGCCUGGCCUUCAAGCAGCUGCAUCGGCGUGUGGAGGAGCGCUUCCCCCAGGACGAGCAUAAGGACGUCAAGUACCUGGCCAUAAGUGGCUUCCUCUUCCUGCGAUUCUUUGCACCUGCCAUCCUCACCCCGAAGCUGUUUGACCUCCGGGACCAUCACGCAGACCCCCAGACCGGCCGCUCACUGCUGCUGCUUGCCAAGGCUGUGCAGAGCAUCGGGAACCUGGGCCAGCAGCUGGGCCAGGGCAAGGAGCUGUGGAUGGCCCCCCUGCACCCCUUCCUGCUGCAGAGCAUCUUACGUGUGAGAGACUUCCUGGACCAGCUGGUGGACGUGGAUGGGGAGGAGGAGGCUGGGGGCCCGGCCAGGGCCCUGGUCCCGCCCUCCGUGACGGUCCGAGAAGGCUACCUGCUGAAGCGCAAGGAGGAGCCCGCCAGCCUGGCCACACGCUUUGCCUUCAAGAAGCGCUACUUCUGGCUCAGCGGGGAGACCCUCUCCUACGCCAAGAGUCCCGACUGGCAGAUGCGCUCCUCCAUCCCCGUGUCGCACAUCCGCGCCGUGGAGCGUGUGGACGAGGGCGCCUUCCAGCUGCCCCAGGUGAUGCAGGUGGUGACGCAGGACGGCUCGGGGACGCUGCACACCACCUACCUCCAAUGCAAAGUGAGCCGCCGCCAGGCUGGGGGGCGCGGGGCGUCCCUUGAGUCCCACCUCACCCCUGACCCCCCCACUCCCUGCAGAGGCGCGCGCUGGACCUGCUGCCUCCAGGCGGAGCUCUCAGCUGCCGGAUGCAGCCACACACACUCGGCCGUCACCCUGGGAGACUGGAGUGACCCGCUGGAUCCCGAUGCUGAGACGCAGAUGGUGUAUCGGCAGCUGCUCCUGGGGCGGGACCAGCUCAGGAUGAAAUUCCUGGAGGAUUUCAACAUGGAUUCAAGUCCGGAGGCAGACAUGGAGGACUCCGGUGUCAUGGAAGGGGCCUGUCCCGAUGCCCUGGCUGGGCAGAGAGAAGCAGCUUCCCGCCUGCUGGAGGUGCUGGAGGACCUGGAUCGAGCCCAUGAGGAGUUCCAGCAGCAGGAGCAGAGGAAGGCGGUCUCGGGUCCCCGCGGGCCCUGAGGAAAUGCUACAGGCAGCCUGGGGGAAGAAUGAGGAGCCACUGGGCCCGUCUCCGCGCACCCUGGCCCAGGAGUCUCCUUGCGACUGUCCUGUACCUUCUUCGUCGAUGCUGAGGCUUCUGGAGACCUCCCAGUCCCGUGUGCUCUAAGCCCAAAGCCUGGCGCAUGGAGGCAGGGGCCAGCCUCCCACGGAAGGAGUCUCACUCUCUGAGUUGACGGGGUUGAGGCAGACUGGAGUGGCUGGGAUAAGGAACCUGACUCAUUUGGCUCAGCCUGAGGUCUCUGCUUCUUGGGACCGGCCUGUACCCACCCCACUGAGGCUGCUGGAUACAGCUGUACCUGAAUCCCUCAUGCCCAUGUGGCCUUGUUGCCCCAGGCAAGCACUAAACGGGCUCAGCCCUUCCUGUU